ACGUGGAUAUAUCCUUGCAUGCUGUUAAUCUGCUUCUUUGCUCUCCUGGGAAGAAUCUAGCCUUGAUAUUCUCUGUUGGCAGUGGGCAUUUGGGGGAUGAUGAUCCUUGCAUGUAAGUAUCACCAGCCAGGAUAGUGGGGGGAAGUCCAGGUGGGGGAGGGCUUCCUAGCCCUGUGUAAGUACUCUUAUCCUGCACUGCUUGGAAACUGGUUAUGAAGAGUGGGGAGCCUCUAGCCCAUGAGCAAUUUCCCUUCUUACAGACCUGGAGUUUCUCUUUAGCAGGUUUCCUAAGUACCCCUCCAGCCUGAGUGCUCUGUGAAGAAAUGUGCUGUGUAAAUAAGACUUCUUCCUGACUGGCCCUCCCUGGCAUAGAGGUCCUUGUGACAGGAGCCUCUCCAGGCUGCAGGGGAAGUCUGCAUCUGUAUAAAUGGUGCAGUCUACCUCUCCACUAUGACCUGGAGGUAGAGAUCCACGUAGGCUCUGUGUGUGUAGGAGGAGCAGCUGGGACAGGAGCCAUGUUGCUGUGCUCUUUGGCCCUCUCCCUCAUCCUACUGAUGGUCUCUGGCAUUGAGUGCGAAGUGAAGGAAAUUUGUGUUGGAAGCUCAGGCAUCCCUGGCACUCCAGGGUCACAUGGCCUGCCAGGCAGAGAUGGAAGAGAUGGAAUCAAAGGAGACCCUGGACCUCCAGGCCCCAUGGGCCCCCCUGGAGGAAUGCCAGGCCUCCCUGGGCGUGAUGGGCUGGUUGGAGCCCCUGGCAUUGCUGGUGAGCAUGGAGAAAAGGGAGAACCUGGUGAGAGGGGCCCUCCAGGGCUUCCAGCUUAUCUAGAUGAGGAGCUCCAAAACACACUCCACAACUUGAGGCAUCAAAUCUGGCAGUCAACAGGAGUCCUCAGUUUGCAGGGUUCCAUGCUGAGAGUGGGAGAGAAGAUCUUCUCCACCAAUGGGCAGUCAGCCAAUUUUGAUGCCAUUAGAGACUUAUGUGACAGAGUUGGUGGCAGCAUUGCAGUCCCAAGGAGCCCAGAAGAGAAUGACGCCAUUGCAAGCAUUGUGAAGAAGCACAACACUUAUACCUACCUGGGUCUAGCUGGGGACCCUAUCUCUGGAGUCUUCUACUACCUGGAUAGGACCCCUGUGAAUUAUACCAACUGGUACCCAGGGGAGCCUAGGGGUCAGGGUAAAGAGAAGUGUGUGGAGAUGUACACAGAUGGGCAGUGGAAUGAUAAGAGCUGCCUGCAGUACCGACUAGCCAUCUGUGAGUUUUGACCACGCAUCAAGGCCAUGGAAGAGAUAGGGUCCUGCCUUGCUUUUCAGCUUCUAUCCUGCAGAUCCACCUGAUAUAUGAAAUGCUAUAACUCCUUUGUAACAAAAUUUACUUGUGGCUAU
This is a messenger RNA of Phyllostomus hastatus (greater spear-nosed bat), 1382 nucleotides long. RefSeq names its product pulmonary surfactant-associated protein A-like. The record is from RefSeq and is a predicted model, not a curated record. The transcript is spliced from 5 exons. NCBI's taxonomy places the organism in Eukaryota, Metazoa, Chordata, Mammalia, Chiroptera, Phyllostomidae. Bases 516 to 1262 code for a protein of 248 amino acids. Gene Ontology annotation, cellular component: rough endoplasmic reticulum; multivesicular body.